Messenger RNA from Rhizoctonia solani, 1050 nucleotides. RefSeq names its product alpha/beta hydrolase family protein. Bases 1 to 1050 code for a protein of 349 amino acids. The transcript has 6 exons. Lineage: Eukaryota; Fungi; Basidiomycota; Agaricomycetes; Cantharellales; Ceratobasidiaceae. The record is from RefSeq and is a predicted model, not a curated record.
AUGGUACCAGAAGCACGAUCUUCGGAUCCAGCUCGCGUCUAUGCUGAGACACGCCAGAAUGGCAUGCUCAAACUGACUACCACCAUGUCAUCUACACAAGCCGAACGCAAGACCAUUUUCGAUAGCAAAACGCUGACGAAGAAAGGCCUAUGCCCUGUUACUAUCAUCAAAGACCAGGCGUCCGCCGUUGAAAGUCAUUCCCUCUAUUACGAACUUCACGGAAGAGGUCCGGAGAAAAUAUUAUGCAUUAUGGGGUUGAAUUCUAGCUCUUUUAGUUGGCAACAUCAGGUUGAACACUUUGGACCACUCGAGAAAUACUCGAUAUUAGUUUUUGAUAACCGAGGAGUAGGGCACAGUGAUGCGCCACGAGGGCCCUAUACGACAAGCGGAAUGGCAGAAGAUGUGAUCACUUUGCUCGACCAUAUUGGCUGGACGGAAGAGAGACAGCUUCAUGUUGUUGGCAUAUCUAUGGGAGGCAUGGUUGCUCAAGAAUUAGCUACUCGCAUUCCACGGCGUAUAGUUUCCCUUGUCCUGGCGGUCACUAGCGCUGGUGGCCACAUUUGGAAUAACUUCCCUCCUUGGAAGGGUGUUUCGACGCUGACCAGACUUACCUUCGUUAAGGACCCCGCCGUUAAAGUACAGAUGAUCAUGGAUAUGGUGUUUCCGCUAUCCUGGCUUGCUGGGCCCUCUGCCGCAGACCCCAAAAUAACUAAUAGGGAAGCACAAACUCGGCUUUACAUGACCCGAAUUCUUGCGACAACGCCACAGACACUUAUGGGAACAGUGUCCCAGAUGGCUGCAGGUCUUUCGCACAGGGUGACACCAGAUCGACUACGCCAAAUUGCGAAUGAUAUUCCCAAAAUUGUGCUCGUUACUGGAGACGAAGACAAUCUGGUCCCACCCCAAUGCAGCGAGUGGAUCAAACAGUGCAUGGGCCCGAAUGUUAAGCUGGAGAAGUGGGAGCAAACCGGGCAUGCCCUGCAAAUUCAAAGGCCUGAAAGGUUCAAUGCGCUCGUAGAAAAGGUGAUAGAGGAGAGUAGGGCAUUAUGA